AUGCUGAAAUGUAACUACUUGGGCCUCCAGCUGCUCAAUUAUGUUUCCCCCCUCAUCAUCAGCACUACAAAAAAAGAAGAUAUCAAAUCAAGUAUCCUAAAACUACUAAACAGGCAUAAUGUUGUCUUUGGUGAUUACAAAUGGAUUGAAUUUGAUGACCCUUUCCUAACAAACAAUGUGCAAUCAAUUGCAAUUGUGGAUACAGAACUAAAGCUCAAGGAAAGACAGCCUAUUAGUCUCCAUAAAUGCAGCCUUUCGAUCCAUAUUUUUCAUCUCAAUGAAGAAGGCCCCAGUGCUGAAAAUCUAGAAGCAGAGGAUGAGGAUAUUGUUGCAGCUAAUCACUGGGUGUUACCUACAGUUGAAUUCCAUGGUUUGUGGGACAGCCUUAUUUAUGAAUCUCAAAUAAAAUCCAAUCUAUUGGAUUAUGUGACUACAACAUUACUAUUCUCUGACAGAAAUGUUGACAGCAACUUGAUAUCAUGGAACAGAGUUGUUCUACUGCAUGGUCCCCCAGGAACUGGUAAAACCUCUUUAUGUAAAGCACUGGCUCAGAAGCUGACAAUUAGACUUUCACAUAGGUACCGCUGUGGGCAGUUGAUAGAGAUAAAUAGUCACAGCCUGUUCUCUAAAUGGUUUUCUGAGAGUGGCAAACUUGUUACUAAAAUGUUCCAGAAGAUUCAAACAUUAAUCGAUGACAAAGAUGUCCUUGUAUUUGUACUGAUUGAUGAGGUAUGGCUGUUGUGUUGCCAAAUAAUAUAUCCUCGACAGCAACUGUUGACACUCCGUGAGCUAGAGAUGAUUGGUUAUUUAGAAAACGAUGUGUCAAAACUGAGUCUCAUAUUAAAAACAAUUUCAAGGAAAAGUGAAGGACUUAGUGGCCGUGUCUUAAGAAAACUUCCUUUUCUAGCUCAUGCACUUUAUAUUCAAUCACCUAAUGUUUCAAUGACAGCCUUCCUUCAAGCUCUGUCACUUGUGGUAGACAAGCAAUUUGAAGAAAGAACAAAACUUUCAGAUUGUGUUUGACACUUUUAUUCUUCUUCUAUAGUGCUUUAAUGUACUUAUUAGUUACCUUGUUUACUUUUUUUGCAUGAACACUGGGACUUCAUAAUAAGAAUGAUGAGUUUCUAGCCAGAGAACAGUUUAAAGGAAGUCCGUUUUUCAAGUAAAUUUAUUGCUAAUGUACUUUAAACAUAAAAUACUGUAUAUAUUCAGGAGCUUUACUUGGUUGGAUUAUUGUAAUGCAGUUGUUCUUUUAAAUACAGAAUUCUAAGUAAUA
This is a messenger RNA of Sceloporus undulatus (fence lizard), 1276 nucleotides long. RefSeq names its product thyroid hormone receptor interactor 13 (gene TRIP13). Gene Ontology annotation, molecular function: ATP hydrolysis activity; ATP binding. Lineage: Eukaryota; Metazoa; Chordata; Lepidosauria; Squamata; Phrynosomatidae. Gene Ontology annotation, cellular component: chromosome; nucleus. Bases 1 to 1023 code for a protein of 340 amino acids. The record is from RefSeq and is a predicted model, not a curated record. The transcript is spliced from 11 exons. Gene Ontology annotation, biological process: meiotic recombination checkpoint signaling; reciprocal meiotic recombination.